Heterocephalus glaber (naked mole-rat) is the source of this 3087-nucleotide messenger RNA. RefSeq names its product pyruvate dehydrogenase E1 subunit alpha 1 (gene Pdha1). The record is from RefSeq and is a predicted model, not a curated record. Gene Ontology annotation, biological process: pyruvate decarboxylation to acetyl-CoA. Gene Ontology annotation, molecular function: pyruvate dehydrogenase (acetyl-transferring) activity. Gene Ontology annotation, cellular component: intracellular membrane-bounded organelle. Lineage: Eukaryota; Metazoa; Chordata; Mammalia; Rodentia; Bathyergidae.
CGUCGCGCGGCGUUUAAGGCGUGGCAUCAUCAGUUCCGGGCGCUUGAAGGAGACUCGGGGACGGCGGAGCUGUUCUUGAGUGUUUAGGUGUCGCCGCCGUCGUUACUGCCUGCGCUCCAUGAGGAAGAUGCUUGCUGCCGUCUCCCGCGUGUUGUCUGGCGCUGCCCAGAAGCCGGCAAGCAGAGUGCUAGUGGCGUCCCGUAAUUUUGCAAAUGAUGCUACAUUUGAAAUCAAGAAAUGUGAUCUUCAUCGGCUGGAAGAGGGCCCACCUGUCACCACAGUGCUCACCAGGGAGGAUGGACUCAAAUACUACAGGAUGAUGCAGACCGUGCGUCGAAUGGAGUUAAAGGCAGACCAACUGUAUAAGCAGAAAAUUAUUCGUGGUUUCUGUCACUUGUGUGAUGGUCAGGAAGCCUGCUGUGUGGGACUGGAGGCCGGCAUAAAUCCUACAGACCAUCUGAUCACAGCCUAUCGGGCUCAUGGCUUUACCUUCACUCGGGGCCUUUCCGUCCGGGAGAUUCUAGCAGAGCUAACAGGACGAAGAGGAGGUUGUGCUAAAGGGAAAGGAGGAUCUAUGCACAUGUAUGCCAAGAACUUCUACGGGGGCAAUGGCAUCGUCGGAGCUCAGGUGCCCCUAGGAGCUGGGAUUGCUCUGGCCUGCAAGUACAAUGGAAAAGACGAGGUUUGUUUGACAUUAUAUGGCGAUGGUGCUGCUAAUCAGGGUCAGAUAUUUGAAGCUUACAAUAUGGCAGCAUUAUGGAAAUUACCUUGUAUUUUCAUCUGUGAGAAUAACCGCUAUGGAAUGGGAACAUCUGUUGAGCGAGCCGCAGCCAGCACUGAUUACUAUAAGAGAGGCGAUUUUAUUCCUGGACUGAGGGUAGAUGGAAUGGAUAUCCUGUGUGUCCGAGAAGCAACAAGGUUUGCAGCUGCCCAUUGUAGAUCUGGGAAGGGGCCUAUCUUGAUGGAGCUGCAGACUUACCGUUACCAUGGACAUAGUAUGAGUGAUCCUGGAGUCAGUUAUCGUACACGAGAAGAAAUUCAGGAAGUAAGAAGUAAGAGUGACCCUAUUAUGCUUCUCAAGGAUAGGAUGGUGAACAACAAUCUUGCCAGUGUUGAAGAAUUAAAGGAAAUUGAUGUUGAAGUGAGGAAAGAAAUCGAGGAUGCUGCCCAGUUCGCCACAGCUGAUCCUGAGCCACCUCUGGAAGAACUAGGCUAUCACAUCUACAGUAGCGACCCACCCUUUGAAGUGCGUGGUGCCAACCAGUGGAUCAAAUUCAAGUCAGUCAGUUAAUAGGAAACCACAUGUAAUGGAUGGGCUGGCUAUUCAUCAGCAACUGUAAGGAACUCUGUGAAUAUCCAAAAACUACGGUAUAAGUCUUGGAAACUUUUAAAAGAAUAAAUAGCAUGUAAAUUAUAUUAAUGACAGUAAUCGCAUGCAGGUUGUGCUUAAGUGCUUCAUGUGAACCUAUGAAGAGAUCUGUAUGGUUUAAAACAGGUAAAAGAGUAUUAUCUUCCCCCAAAUUAUUUCCUAAAAUAUUUCUGUUUGUCCAAACAGAGUAAUUCUUUGUAUGCCUUUGGGUGGAGAUCACUGGCCUUGAGUAAUUGCUGUGUUCUCAAAGGGCCCACAGGUAGUGUGGGGGCAGAAGACUGUUCACACUGGUUGUUUCUCCAACAAUAUUUAUUAUUACAAAUAAGAAAGGAUAAAUAUCUUAGUAUAGAUUCAACAUGAAGUUAUCUUAAGUUACAUUCCUAUUAGACAAUAAAUAUAAGGCACAUUCAUAACUGUUUUUAUCUUUCACAUUUAAUCCUAAAACGGGGUACCCGGCCUCUUAUUUUAAACACCUGUUUUUUUUACUUUCCAUCAAGUACUAUAGGGUGUCAUGAAUUUUAUUCAUUUAUUCAUUUCUAAGAACUUCUAAUAUACUGGGAUAUCUAAAGAUUCACUAUCAUAUUACGUAUACUUCUAUAAAUCUUUAAAAUGUUUAUAAAUAGACUAAAACCUUUCAGUAAAGACACUCUUUAAAACUUCAAGUUCUUGAAUUAAUUGAACAAGUCUUUUGUAAGCUCCGUUGUAAACUCAGUAGAAUUUGCAUGUAUGUAGACUGAAGCAUAAACAUGUCAACUAUUUGCUCACGCUGUCCUCGGGUGCAGCUGCAGUCCCUGAGGACUCCUGAGCCUGUCUUCUGUACUGGGAGAUCGCUUGCCAGAGCCUACAGAGGACACCACCCCUGGGAAACAAGGAACAAAUAAGAGUUGUAAGAAAAGCAAAUUUCAAAUUAAAAAUCCCAAAUAUUUUGUCCUUACGACAAAAAGUAAAGUAUAUAACAUUUGCCAUUUAUUCUCAACUAACUUCAAUGUAUGAAGGUGAUACUUGUGCCCCAGCACUGGUAGGACAGGCUAUCUAAAAUGGCAUGGGAAUAAGAGGGCACAUUGCCAUUUAAAGAGCUGAGUGUAGUGUGCUAGCACCUCAUGCCUUUUACCAACUUGAAUCCAGAUUUGGGAGGGGGUAAGUUACCAGCACUUUGUUUUCUACUUUAUUUAAAAGUAUAUUUACAUGAAAAAAGUUCUAUUAUACAAACUGUGUUGAACGUCUUACCGUAGUUGAAGGCACCUUAGGUCUUCCUUAGUGAUAUUAUUAAGAAUAUCAGAAAGAGUAUAAUCCUCUUCAACAAUCUGAAACAAAGUUGAAGUACAUGAGAGCUUUUUGACAUCAUAGGAAUCAUUUUUGAUUAUGAAUCAUUUUUGAUUAUAAAUGUACCUUUUCAAUUGUAUUUGCAUCUGCUCCUUGCCCUUGCAACCAGGCUAUAAGCUCAUUAUUUGUUCCCUGCAAAUGAGGGGGUGCUGGGAUCUCUGCAGUACCUGUAAUGAUUAGAAGCUUAUUGUAUAUUAAUGUGCUUUUUCAAAAGUAAAAUGGAUGUAAGAAACUAUCCAGAUGUAAAUGUGACGUGAAAAGUUGAAUUAAACCUGUAUUAUUCAGCUGCUCUAUACAUAUUAUACAAUUCAGAAUUCUUGGGUUUUACAGAGAGCAGAAUCAUCCUUACCUACCCUACCUUUAAUAAAUAUAGAAUUUGACAUUGUCCAUUUCAA